AUGAAGGGGUUCUUCUCCAAACCGAAGCCUGGGGUAGGUGACAGCCAUACAUCCUUACAACCCUGUCCAUUCAGCCUUGUAGCACAACAGAUGCUUCGGGCACUCCGUGAGACCAUUCAGAUUAGGACUGGCACUGACCGAGCUUUCAAUUCCCCGGCUACCGCGCCACCCGUGAAGAAAGACCUUCAGACCCCGCAGAUUUCCCCGUUAGAAAAGAGAUUACAGGACAUGGGCGCCAUUCGUGGCGAUGGGAGUGAUAAGUUUUACGGAAUGGAAAAUUAUGGGAACACAUGUUACUGCAAUUCCAUCCUACAAUGUCUCUACUACUCGGUACCAUUCCGCGAAGCCGUCAUCAACUACCCCCAGCGUACCCCGCUCGACAGCCUCGAGGCGGCGCUCGCCACGAACCUCCGAUACCAGAAUCCCAAUGCACAUCUCGAAGCUGAGGCGCUCGCUGCCAAACAGAAGGCUACCUCGCCGCCAGCUGGCCCUCCAGCCCAACAGCAGAAACCGGAGGACAAGGAUUCGCCGGAAUACAAGAAGAAGGUCGCCCUGCAGACGCUUCCGAUUCUGGAAACCAAGAACAAUGCGACCAGUUAUGGAAUGUCCGAGUCUCUUUUCACUUCGCUCAAGGAUAUAUUUGAGUCGGUGGUAGCAAGUCAGGCACGGAUCGGUAUCGUUCGCCCGCAACAGUUCCUGGACGUUUUACGGCGAGAGCACGAAAUGUUCCGGACCGCCAUGCACCAGGAUGCGCAUGAAUUCUUGAAUUUGCUCCUCAACGAAGUGGUGGCCAAUGUCGAAACCGAGGCCACGAAACAUACAGUCACGGAGAAGGCUUUGCCCCCGACAGAAAGUGCGGACUCCCUCGGAACGUUGACAGCCAGCACGGGUUCGAAGUCGCCAAAUACCACGCGCUGGGUUCAUGAGCUGUUUGAAGGAACGUUGACUUCUGAGACCAAGUGUCUUACCUGUGAAAAGGUAUCCCAGCGAGAUGAGGUGUUUUUGGACUUGUCUGUGGAUCUUGAACAGCAUUCAUCCGUUACUUCUUGUCUCCGAAAGUUCUCAGCCGAAGAGAUGCUUUGUGAGCGGAAUAAGUUCCAUUGCGACAACUGCGGAGGACUGCAAGAGGCGGAAAAGCGCAUGAAGAUCAAGCGUUUACCCCGCGUUCUUGCUUUGCAUCUGAAGCGUUUCAAAUAUACGGAGGAUUUGCAGCGACUGCAGAAAUUGUUCCAUCGCGUCGUUUACCCAUACCACCUUCGUUUGUUCAACACCACGGACGAUGCCGAGGAUCCAGACCGACUGUACGAAUUAUAUGCGGUGGUUGUCCACAUUGGCGGAGGACCAUACCACGGCCAUUAUGUUGCCAUAAUCAAGACAGAAGACCGCGGCUGGCUACUCUUCGACGACGAGCUCGUGGAACCGGUCGACAAGUCAUACGUACGGAACUUCUUUGGCGAUCGACCUGGAUUGGCGUGUGCCUACGUUCUAUUCUACCAAGAGACGACUAUCGAGGCUGUUAUGCGAGAGCAGGCGCAAGAAAAUCAAGCCUCCGCGGCUGCAGCUGAGGCGGGUGAAGCUGCAAAGGCUAAUGGAUCUCCGUUGUCCCCGGCGCUAGUCCACGCCCAAAGCGCAUCUCAGGUUCCCCCCGAGAACUCGACCCCCCUCACCCCUCUAAGCCGAAUUCCAACUGCACCCCCACUGUCUACUUACCCAGAGGAACCCUCGGAGCCUCACCCAGCGGCACGGCCGGUUCAACCGCCUCUCCCUCCAAUCCCUGACGAACCGGCUUCAGUGCUGAGCCCGAAGAAGAGCGAUCACCACCUACGGAAGGAACGUCGUGCAUUGGAAAAAGAGAAGGAAAAGAAUGAAAGAAUGCGGUUGAAAGAGCAACAUCUGCAGAAUCUAGAGCUGCAGCGGCGUGAGGCGGACGACUUGAAGAAAGCCAUCGAGGCUAGCAAGGCUGAGACCAUCGACGUCAAUGGCGAGAACGGAUCCCCACGAAAAUCAAGCGGGUUCGGCUUCCUGAAGCGAGGCAGUCGCAGUCUGAGUCAACGACUCAACAAAGAAAAAGAGCCUCGAACCUCGACAUCAGAUCUCUCGACACCACCUAUUCUCCCGGAAAUCGUCACUGAGUUACCACUCAAGGAGACAGAAGCGAUUCAGGCAGCCACCAACCCUGUCCCACCGGAGCAUUCAAUCCAUUCUCCAAUCUCCCCAAGGGAAUUCCCACCUAUCUCCAACCCCAAACAACACAAAUACUCCGUCCGGGCUCCUGAGCCCUUGGCUAAGGAUCAGACCAACCACGCAAAGCCCGUCCAUACUCCCCGCUGGAGAUCCUUCAGUUUCAAGAAAGUCUCCUAA
Messenger RNA from Penicillium bovifimosum, 2361 nucleotides. RefSeq lists its product as uncharacterized. Bases 1 to 2361 code for a protein of 786 amino acids. Gene Ontology annotation, molecular function: cysteine-type deubiquitinase activity; cysteine-type endopeptidase activity. The transcript has 3 exons. The record is from RefSeq and is a predicted model, not a curated record. Gene Ontology annotation, cellular component: cytosol; nucleus. Lineage: Eukaryota; Fungi; Ascomycota; Eurotiomycetes; Eurotiales; Aspergillaceae. Gene Ontology annotation, biological process: protein deubiquitination.